UCGGAAGUUGUCCGGUCGGAAACAGAGGGAUGUGGCUGCUGGCGGUGUUGGUGCCUCUUCUCAGGCUGUAUUUCUGCGGAAUUAAAGUUCUUAUCUAUCAGACGUUCAACAGAUCUUUUACGCUGCCAGUCUUACCCAAGCAAAAUGGAAGGGUUGCCGUUGUGACUGGGGGUACCAGAGGAAUGGGUUUUGAGACAGCGAGACACCUGGCAAGCCUGGGCAUGCAUGUUAUCAUAGCUGGGAACGAGAAAGAAGAGGGCACAGCAGCCGUCAGGAGGAUUCAUGAAGAAGGCAGCGAGGGGAAAGCUGAGUUCAUCUUCCUGGACCUGACCUCACUGAAAUCAGUGAAACGGUUUGUUCAGAUGUUCAGAGACAGAGGUCUCCCUCUCCAUGUUCUGUUUAAUAAUGCUGGAACCAUGCUGGUUCCUGAAGCACAGACGGUGGAUGGCUUUGAGUUCCACUUUGGGCUCAACUACCUCGGCCACUUCCUGCUGACCAACCUGCUGCUGGACGUCCUGAAGAGGUCAGGAAGACAGGGCCGCUGCUCCCGAAUCGUCAACAUGUCCUCUGCUACGCACUACGCCGGAGUUGUGAACAUGGAUGACUUAAACAGGAGGAUCUGCUACAGUUCCCAUGGUGCCUACUCCCAAAGCAAACUGGCUCUGGUCCUCUUCACCUACUACCUGCAGGAGCAGCUGACUGCCGGCGGCUUCCCAGUGACCGUCAACGCCGUGGACCCCGGCAUGGUGGACACGGCGCUGUACGACAACCUGUGGAGCCUCGCACAGGCCCUGAAGAAACCAGUUGCCAAGAUACUAUUCAGGAGUCCAGCAGAGGGAGCAUCCACAGCCAUCUACGCCGCAGCUGCCUCUGAGAUGGAAGGUGUCGGAGGCUCUUACCUGUACAACGGCCAGAAAAGGCAGUCCUCCGACAUUUCCUACGACUCUGAGCUACAGGCUAAGCUGUGGAAGAAGAGCUGUGAGCUAGUAGGCCUUCAGGAGGACUGACGGACCCCACUGGGACCCUCGCACAAGGAGCGCUAUCUGGAGCUCACUAAUCAUAUCGAACCACUGCCUGACUUUAUAUUGUUCCAACAUGUACAUUAAGAAUUAAUAUCUCCAUGCUAACCGCUAAUGCAGUAGUCCUGUAAACCUAACCAAACUAAAAUGACUAAACUUGCCUUUUAGUAAUGCAGUAAUGGCCUGCAGGUACAUAAAUUAAGAAAUAAUAAUAAUAAUCAAAUUAAUAUAACUGAUGAAACAUACUUUUUAUUAAAUUGCACAUCCAUGUUUUUGUUAGCCCGGUUCCAUACCUUUCUAUUACUGCGAUGGUUAGAGAAAUAAUCCACCGACAAUGGAAAAUAGCCACAAAAAUGGCGACAGUUGGGGAUGAGCUGGACACAGGUGCGCUUCUUACACAGUCGACUCACAGAAAUAACAACUCGUAAAUCAACAUAUUUAUGUUAACAACUUGAAAAAGGUUAACAGUGAAAGUAAAUUAAGUUUCUGUGUUGACUAGGCGGGACAGAUGUGUCGCUCACCGUUCACUGGUUUGGGAAAAACAAAAUAAACCCAAACAGAAAUGACCUAAUAUGACUGAAAAAUGAGGUGAAAUGAAGUAACAGUCUGAUUAUCCGUCUGCUCUCUAAUUACUAAGAUGUCCAAGAUAUACAGGAGAAGAUUCAAAAUCGUGUCAGUAUUAAAAGGCUGCGCAUUGUGUCUGAUUAGACCUCUGUCCAGGGUAAAGCUAAUUAAUGCUGUGCUGGUAAUUAAAGCUUACGCCCUUUAGGACCUUAUUUCAGCAAAAAUAUGUACAGUAGUCAACGGUAAGAGACAACUUUAUCCCAUUUAAAUUGUGCCCUGAAUUACCCUGAAUAUUAUGAUGUUUGUCAAUUUAUAAGAUAAAAGCUGUAGUUGGUUGUAAGUAAGUAAAGUAACAUUUAGUUUUGUGAAAACUGCUUGGUUGCUACUAGCUAGGUAACUUAGCUAUGUUCCACGCACAGUUUAAUCUGAUGUAUUUAAUCCAACGACUCCUGAUCCUCUUAUCACAUGUACACAUGGAGGUUAUUUUACCUUAGCUUCGGUAAUAUUAGCUUUAGUUAAUAGGGGCGUUUUAAGAUGACCGCAGCUGACUUUCGCUGACUUGAUAGUCAGACGUGAGUGCAGGGGUUAAGCAGUGUUCAAUCAGACACAUUAUACUUCCCAUAGAGCGCAUGAGCUUACUGUGAGCUUAAAACAGAUCUUGCUGCAAUUGCCUUUGCAAAUGCCGUUAGAUCAGGCAAAAUGGUGGUUCCAACUGGGUUCAGCCGGAGAAUAGCAACUGCGUCGUCGGCCUGACUCAGAAAACUGAUGCCAGUUUGCUCCUGUGAGGUUUAAUUUUAUGUGACAUGGUGACGUUUUGCAGCGCCGCCUAAAGUUGGACAACAUUUCUAACCAGCAUGCCAAAGUUAAGUCCAGCAUGCAUCACGUUAAGUCAAUGAUGCAAAGUUUAAUGACAAAUUGCGACUUGACUUGCAAAAUUAACUUUUAAAUUGACAAACCUCAUGCUUGUAUUUCAGGGCACAAUUCAAAUAAACAUUAGUUGUAUAUACUUUUUCUGAAAUAAGGUCCAUUGGAAGGGGAGUGACUAGUGCUCCAACUCUAUCCGAUACGCUAUGCUCUCCAUUAGCUAUACGAUUAGCUCUGUUAGCUUAGUCACCAGAAUGGUAUAGCUAAUAAACUGUAUAAUGGUU
Micropterus dolomieu (smallmouth bass) is the source of this 2731-nucleotide messenger RNA. It is a transcript of the gene dhrsx, whose product is annotated as dehydrogenase/reductase (SDR family) X-linked. The transcript is spliced from 7 exons. The coding region runs from base 30 to 1007 and encodes 325 amino acids. The record is from RefSeq and is a predicted model, not a curated record. Lineage: Eukaryota; Metazoa; Chordata; Actinopteri; Centrarchiformes; Centrarchidae.